AUGAAAAAUCAACAAGCAUUUUCAAUUUUAGAUGGAUUUAAUUCUCUGAUGGGACAAACAGAUAAUACAAAUAAUACGUUUUUAACACUUCAAUGUGCUACAAAUCCAAGUUUGCAAGAUAGUCAAUUUCCAACAAAUGGAGAUCCAACAACAGGAUUUUUAUGGUUCAUGAAUGGUUGUCAUUUUGAUCCAACUUCAACCUAUAUUCCAUCAAAUACCAAACAAGCUCUCUAUAGACUUUCUCAAUAUGUUCUUCAAUGGUUUGAUAUGUUCAAAUUUGUUAAUCCUUUAUUAUUCGCUUUAUGUUUUAUUCUCCCAUUUGUAUUGAGUGUUUAUGAUGAGGAGCAUUAUACAGAAGAGCUGGCCUCUAGCUUUGCUUAUUAUGUUCUUCAAAUUCUUUCCCUAUUUUUCAGACUUGCAAUUGUUCAAUCUUUCAACAUGGUACUUUUAUUGGCAAUUAGACAGCCAUGUCCUUGCUCUUGUAGAUUUGUAGGCUCAGGUAGUUUAAGACAUGAAAGUGACAUUUCUACACAAUAUAUUAUGGAAGAGCCAUUCAAUCCAAUGAAUGUAACAACUGGAACAACAUUUGUUCUUGGAAAUUCUCUUGGUUGGUGUAUGCCUUCAGAAGAAGUUUUAAUGGGAACUGUCUUAAUUUUGCAUGUUUUGGAAAGAUAUUCAGUAUUUGUAGGACUUCCUGCUCUCUUAUUGUUACCAUGUACUGCCAUUCUUGCAGGUGAAUCAAGUGUGGGACAAAUGAUCACAUCUCUUGCUAUUGGAUUGAUUUAUCAUUUUUAUUCAACAAGAACUCCAAUGAUUAUGAGAAGUUUGGACUUUAUGGUAACUCUUGUUGGUGGUAUUGUGGCUUUGUUUGUUGCAAAACAUUUCUAUAUUACAGUUGACUUUGCCUAUACUUCUUAUUUUUGGGAAGGAAUUAUUUAUCAAUUAUUUUGUGUGGUUAUGUUUGUUCUUUGUUUUUCGAUGGCCUUUCUCAAAAGAAUUUUGCUUAAGUGGUCACUCUAUCGUCUCUCACCAAAAGAUAUUCAGUUUAUGAAUAUGAAAUUAUUACCAGAUAACCAAAACUUUUCAUCAUUUGAAAAACAAAUGGAAGAUCUUCAACAAGGGGAUGGAAUUCGUUCCUCUCAAUCUGAUAGAAUUAAGAGAAGAAAAUCAAGAAGAAUCAAUGGAGUUUCCGAAGAGGAAAAUAUGAGUUUAAUUCAAGAAUACAAUGGGAAUGUGUUCUCCAGACUUUAUCACAAAAAGUACCUAAUGAUCUUUGUAUUGUUCAUUACUUUUAUUUCUUUAUGUUCUGUACACGUUUUGAGUGAUUGGACUAAUGAGAUUUUGUCAUUUGGGGUUUCCAAAUUCUAACUAUUGUAGAUCCACAAUAAAAAACAUAGCUCAGAUUCUCAU
Molecule: messenger RNA, 1410 nt
Organism: Naegleria gruberi
Lineage: Eukaryota; Heterolobosea; Eutetramitea; Acrasida; Naegleriidae
Exons: 4
Coding region: 1-1368 (455 amino acids)
Source: RefSeq, a predicted model, not a curated record